Messenger RNA from Rodentolepis nana, 108 nucleotides. Lineage: Eukaryota; Metazoa; Platyhelminthes; Cestoda; Cyclophyllidea; Hymenolepididae. The record is from the annotation of a GenBank genome assembly.
AUGGAUGCCAUACCUGAGUUAUAUGGUACUUAUAUAGGAUAUUGUGCAGAGUUAUGUGGUGUAAAUCAUGGAAUAAUGCCAAUAGUUGUUGAGGUAGUGGAUAAUUAG